UCACACCACAGCGCUCCUUUCCAUUCGCUCAGACGCAACCGACGUCGCAGAGCUGACUGACGCCCUCUCAGCCUUCAUCUGUGCCGUCAUCCUGCCCGUUGCGAAGUCCUCGAAUGAAACCACCCUCAACCCAACAGCUUCCGCAAACUGCAUAUAUGCAGCAAACACAGUAGAAGACGGGCAAAUGGCCUCAGGCAGGCCUCUCCCCUCACCUGUGCGUCAUCUCUGGGCGAUCCCCAGCGAUGCUCAGGGCCGCUGACAUAGAAGGAAGAGGCCACAUCCACCUCCUGCGCCAUGUGCGACAGCAUCAAAUCCCACAUUGCCCGCGAAGGCAUCACAAACGGAUCCCCAACGUCUCUCCGCGCCACGGCAAUAUACACGUACACCGGCACAGGAGCCACAAAGGCCAGGAAACGGUGAAAGUCAUCCACCAGCUGGGGCAGGUGCUGGGUCAAGGAAGCAGUGACGUCCUGCGGAUGGUCCAGCGCCGAGGUGCCCACCCAGCACUGGUUGGCAAACACCACAACCUUGAAGCCCUGGUCUGAGAGGGUCUGCAACCGGGCGGGCAGAAAGGGCCGUGCCAGCGACCAUGUGGAAGAUGAUUUGCCGCUGAUGCGAUAGUCGAGGGCGGCAAAGUUGAGGGCCGCGACCUUCGUGCACUUGUCUUGCCGGUAAGGGGGACGCCUGCAGGCAGGCAGGCAGGCAGGCAGGCAGCACACGCGCACACAAAACAGAACAGAGCAUCGUUCUCCUCGCAGUGACUGGCCAUCAUUCGUAUGCUGACCAGAAGAUGCAUGUGUGGUGUUGUGCCCAUCCUCGAGGCAUGCCGACUGUCUUGAGAGCAUCCACAAACGCCGUGUGCCGCUUCAGGCGCUUCACUUCGGACACUCGGAUGCCUCCAGCAGACGCCAUGAUUCACCAACAUGAAUGAGCCGAAGGCAGAUCUGUUGCCUUGUGUCGCCCCUUCGCCGCAGCAGCCGUUUCCGGGCGCCUUCGCCGCAGCAGCGGUUU
Messenger RNA from Vitrella brassicaformis, 1011 nucleotides. The record is from the annotation of a GenBank genome assembly. Lineage: Eukaryota; Vitrellaceae.